Messenger RNA from Cygnus atratus (black swan), 2956 nucleotides. It is a transcript of the gene PAIP1, whose product is annotated as poly(A) binding protein interacting protein 1. Gene Ontology annotation, molecular function: protein binding; translation activator activity; RNA binding. Lineage: Eukaryota; Metazoa; Chordata; Aves; Anseriformes; Anatidae. The record is from RefSeq and is a predicted model, not a curated record. The coding region runs from base 57 to 1625 and encodes 522 amino acids. The transcript has 13 exons. Gene Ontology annotation, biological process: regulation of translational initiation.
CCUCGCUGCCUCCCGGCCUCCCUCCCGCGACCGCUCGGAGCCGCCCCGGCCCCAGCAUGGCGGAUCAGUUCGACCGCACUCCGGGCGCUGGUCGGGGCCGCGGAGGCGCGGCGGACGGCGGCGGCGCGGCCUGCCCCGGGAGCGACGGCUCCCCCGGCUCGGAGGCGGCCGAGGCGCCGCAGAACAAAACGGGCGGCCCCCCGCAGCAGGAGGGCCUGCGGCCUCCCAAGACGGCGCCGCCGGGCAGCGGAGGCGCAGGUAACGCAGACCACCUGCAACAGACAAUAAUUCCAUCUGGAUCACAGGAUAAAGCUUCAGUUCCUGAUUCCGGACCAGAAAUGGCUAAACCUCAGGUGGCUGUGGCUCCUGUGGUAGUAUCAAAGCUGUCGGUUAAAGCACCUGAGUUCUAUCCAUCAGGAUACAACCAGAACUUCAGUCAGAACUUUGCAGUCCAUGUUGCUUCUCAGUCUCUCCUCUACUGUGGCAUUUUGAAGCCAGAAAGUAAAGGACAUCUGCUCACUAAGGGGGGUGGGGAGAAAGAAAAUAGAAUGAUAAACAUAAUAUAUGCUCCUGCUUGGACAUCUGAAACGUCAUAUGAGAUGCUCACAAUCCCUUGGGAUUCUUCCUAUGAAGAUGGAUAUGAUGGCUAUCUGACUUUGGCAGAAUAUGUACAAGACUUCCUAAACCACCUCACUGAGCAACCAGGUUGUUUUGAAACUGAAAUAGAACAGUUUGCUGAAACACUGAAUGGCUGGGUUACUACCGAUGAAGCUUUGCAAGAACUUGUUGAGCUCAUCUAUCAGCAGGCCACAUCUGUCCCAAAUUUUUCCUACAUGGGAGCACGGUUGUGUAACUACCUAUCUCACCAUCUAACGAUUAGCCCACAAAGUGGGAACUUCCGACAGUUGUUACUUCAAAGGUGUCGAACAGAGUUUGAAAACAGAGAUGAAGCUGCGAAAGGAGAUGAGGCUACUCGAAAACAAUUUCAUGCCUUUGUGCUGUUCUUAGCUGAACUUUAUCUUAACCUAGAGAUUAAAGCAACAAAGGGUCAGGUAACACGAGCAGAAAUUCUUCAAGAAGGCCUUCGAGAAUUACUAAAUGCACUUUUCUCCAAUCCUGUGGACAAUAAUUUGAUAUGUGCAGUGAAACUGCUGAAGUUAACAGGCUCAGUUUUAGAAGAUGCCUGGAAAGAAAAAGGAAAGGAUGACAUGAAUGAAGUGAUUCAGCGAAUUGAAAAUGUUGUGUUGGAUGCAAACUGUAGCAGAGAUGUGAAACGUAUGCUUCUGAAACUAGUAGAAUUGCGCUCAAGUAACUGGGGAAGAGUUCUUGGAACUUCUUCACAUACAGAAGCUACCCCUGAAAAUGACCCAAACUAUUUUAUGAAUGAGCCAACAUUUUACACUUCUGAUGGCAUUCCUUUCACUGCUGCUGAUCCAGAUUACCAAGAAAAAUACCAAGAGCUGCUUGAAAGAGAAGAUUUCUGCCCAGAUAAUGAAGAAAAUGGAACAGAUUUACCAGGAGCUGACUAUCUGUAUUUUGAUGACACUGAUGAUGAGAUGGAUCCAGAAAUUGAAGAAGCAUAUGAAAAAUUCUGUCUAGAAUCGGAACAUGAGAGAAAACAGUGAGACGUUAAACAUAAACAUUAGUUUAUUAAAGCAGUUUAGGCAUGGUUAGAAUACAUGGGGAUAUAAAACUUGUAACAUUUGUACCAAAAUAAGGAAGUUGAGUUUCUCCAAGUACUAAAGAUACACAAUUUCCAUUUUGUUAAACAGAAUCUGCCAAAAAUUGUAAACUUAUGUCCUGUAUCUUAAAAUGUUGUGUAUAUAUCAUAGUUUAUUUUAUGUACAGGUAUAUGAACAAUGUUUUGGCUGCAAUAAAAAUUGACUUAAAAAGUGUCAUAAUGGAAAUUAAAAUUUAACUAAAGGGGAUCUGUCCCAUAUUUCCCUUUUUGGGAGAAAGGGGAAGAAUAACGUGAUCUAACUUUAAUUGCUUGCUUGCUUGUUCUAGUAUACAUUAGGAAUUAUUCAUCCUUUUUGCCAUAUACAAGCUAUCUUUUUUUUUUUUUUUUUUUUUUUUUUUGCUAAGGAGAGUAUGGUCCAAAUAUGGCUUACCUGUUCUGUAGAUCAUGAGAAUUGGUUUGUUAAGGUUUUGUAUUGUGUGGGUUAUUUUGUGGUUUGUUUUUUUUUUUUUUCCUUCUUCCUCUCCCCAGACCUGUAGGGGUGAGGUCUGGACAUUUUUUCCUGGAAUAAACAUGUGAUAUGUUGAUAUUGUGGAAAAGCAAGCAGUAUUUUGAAAGUCAGGUGCUUUCAAGACAUUUGGUUCAGAUAAGCUUAUUUUCAACUUUUACAUGCAAAAAUGAUCCUUUUAAAUAACUUGCUGUGUUCUUCAAGAUUACAUGAAUAUAGUUAGCGUUUAACUCAUGCUCCUCAAAAGUAUGUGCAGUGCUCAAUAUAUUUUUGAAUGUAUCUAACAUGUCUAACCUUCUGACAACCCUUGUAACUUUUUCCAUUCUUCUAAUUAUUUUGUAUAAUUUGUCCUAAUUUUGUAGUUUGAAUACAUUCGUAUAUUUCACAUAUGUUAACAUUCUGAAGCCAACUACUCUUUUUUGACCCAAUAUAAUCAUGUUAGUGUCCCUAGGAUAUUCCAUUGUUGUUGGUGUUGCCAAACUCAGUCGUACUGUUUCCUGUUGUCUGUUACUGGUUAGACGAAGUAGAACCCCUUGCAAAAAAUAAAAUAAAAUAAAAAAAUAAAAAUCCCAAAAAGUAGCUACUGUAAAGAACAUGUUGUAAAUAUGCAUGUAAAUAAUUCUGUUAAUAUUUCACUGUAAUACGUUUGGUUAAAUAACUUGUGUCUGCUAAUACAGUGAGCACUGACUGUUUUCUGGAUGUUUAUUUAACAUUCAUUCAGGUUGGAGUUUUUGGAAAAUAAAAUUUAACUAGCUUUGUUUCCUUUGGUA